This is a messenger RNA of Nicotiana attenuata, 1872 nucleotides long. RefSeq names its product probable beta-1,3-galactosyltransferase 2. Lineage: Eukaryota; Viridiplantae; Streptophyta; Magnoliopsida; Solanales; Solanaceae. The transcript has 11 exons. The record is from RefSeq and is a predicted model, not a curated record. Gene Ontology annotation, cellular component: Golgi membrane. The coding region runs from base 283 to 1512 and encodes 409 amino acids. Gene Ontology annotation, molecular function: hexosyltransferase activity.
AAAGAGGUGUCCAGGACUAAAAGCAUAAGAAUAAAAAAAGCGAACAGAUGUAGUUUUGAACAAAGCAUAAGUCUUGUGUUCCUCAAAUUCCACAUAUACUUCCUUUCUUCUACUUCACCGCCCUGCAACUUCUCCCAUGUGAUAACAGAAUCCUUUUUACAGUAAAAGGAAACUUUUUUACAAAUCUUGAAAUUGUCUACUGUUUUGGGUUCUAUUUUUAGACAGAGUUGACUUGGGAACUGAAAUGGGUAUUGCUUGAAUUAACCAUUAAUUGGUUAAGAAAUGAAGAACACUACGAAUUGGAAAAGCAGAGGAGCUGAAUCAGUUGUAAAAGGUGUUUUUUCACCGAAAUUGACUAUUCUUCUAUGUAUUGGAUGCUUCUGUGUAGGAAUGCUCUUCACUGACAGGAUGUGGACAGUGCCAGAAGCUAAAGGGAUAUCAAGGACAAGACAGAUUGAUGAGCAAAAGCUAGGGGUAAUCUCUGAGGACUGUGAUCCCACAACUAAGGGUGUCAAAAGUGAAACCAAGGAUAUUUUCGGGCAAGUUUCGAAAACACAUCAUGCGAUACAAACACUGGAUAAAACAAUUUCAAACCUAGAGAUGGAACUAGCUGCAGCAAGGUCUUUGCAAGAUUCUAUACUGAGUGGCUCUCCCAUAACCGAAGACGUGAAGAUUCCCGAAUUGACCAAGAAGAGAAAAUAUCUCAUGGUCAUAGGGAUAAACACUGCCUUCAACAGCCGAAAGAGAAGAGACUCGGUUCGAACUACCUGGAUGCCACAAGGUGAUAAGCGAAAGAAGCUAGAGGAAGAAAAGGGUAUUGUAAUUCGUUUUGUGAUCGGUCACAGUGCAACAUCAGGUGGCAUUCUUGAUAGAGCAAUUGAAGCAGAAGACAAGAAGCAUGGAGAUUUCUUGAGGCUGGAACAUGUUGAGGGAUAUCUUGAACUAUCUGCCAAGACAAAGACCUAUUUUACUACUGCUGUUGCUCUGUGGGAUGCAGAUUUCUAUGUUAAAGUUGAUGAUGAUGUACAUGUAAAUAUAGGUGCACUCGGAGCAACUCUAGCUAGGCAUCGUUCAAAACCCAGGGUAUAUAUUGGUUGCAUGAAAUCUGGUCCUGUCCUUGCUCAGAAGGGAGUGAGAUAUCAUGAGCCUGAGCAUUGGAAAUUUGGUGAGGACGGAAACAGAUAUUUUCGGCAUGCAACAGGGCAGCUAUAUGCCAUUUCAAAAGAUUUGGCCACUUAUAUAUCUAUAAAUCAACAUGUUCUGCACAAGUAUGUUAACGAGGAUGUCUCACUGGGGUCAUGGCUCAUUGGAUUGGACGUGGAACAUAUAGAUGAUAGAAGAUUGUGUUGUGGAACUCCACCUGAUUGUGAGUGGAAAGCUCAAGCAGGCAACAUUUGUGUUGCUUCCUUUGAUUGGAGCUGCAGCGGGAUAUGCAGGUCCGUAGAUAGGAUUAAGGAGGUUCAUCGACGUUGUGGGGAAGGUGAGAAUGCUUUGUGGAAUGCAGUCUUUUGACAAAAAUACAGUAUUUCUCCAAUCUCUGGAGUCUCCAAAAAGAUUAUACCAACAAUCAAAAGAACCUGAUGAAUCCAAGAAUUGCGGAAACAUCAGGGUAAUAGGAUAUGAACUGUAUGUGCUUAUGUACAUGUUAGUGGGAGAGGAGAGAGAGGUUGCCACUUUAUCUGCUCUGAUUAUUAUUAGCCUAAGGACGGAGGGAUAGUAUUGUAGCAACCAACAUGUGAAGCAAAAGUGUAAACAACCAUUCUUUUUUAGAUGCUUAGAAUACGAAUUGUUAGUCUCAACUCUCGUGAGAGGAAACUAAUAAAGUGUAUACUUGCCUUUUCCUUUUAAUCAGAUACUUGCCUUUUCAGGGUA